Messenger RNA from Cloeon dipterum, 2466 nucleotides. RefSeq names its product tudor and KH domain-containing protein homolog. The coding region runs from base 828 to 2186 and encodes 452 amino acids. The transcript is spliced from 10 exons. Gene Ontology annotation, molecular function: RNA binding. The record is from RefSeq and is a predicted model, not a curated record. Lineage: Eukaryota; Metazoa; Arthropoda; Insecta; Ephemeroptera; Baetidae.
ACUGGACGGUGGAUCUUUUGUUUGCCGCUGCAAUGGCUCCACGGCUCGAUCGUUGCGCGAUGUAACGCAAAACGAAAUUUACAAAGAUUUUUACGACUUUAAAGCAUAUUCCAUUUAAACUCUUGUUUUGUAAAUUCACAAAUUCUAUGACACAGAUAUCUUGAUAAAUUAUAAAUUUACACUACUUCUCGGUAAAAUGUCGUUCUUCUUAUCUACUUACUAUUAGAGUGAUUAUAACGUUAUAAUCACUCUACUUACUAUGAUACUAUGUUGUACUAUGGUACAAAUGAGGAGUGUAAAUUGGCGGCAAGACAAGUGUAGAUAUACGAUAAGGGUCGUCGACUUCUGUUAUCCAAAUUCCAAAUAACUGUUUUAAAUACAUAGGAACAUUAGUUUAAUAGGUAAAUUUUAGAUUCAUUAAAGUAAAAAGCGUAAAAAGAGAUUUGAAAUUACGGAAAUUACAGUUUAUUUUGAUGAUUUUGGAAUGCGAAUGGAUGGAAUGAAUGAGGAGAGUCAUAAAAGAGGGGCAAAACAGCAGUUUCAGCUGUUGCAGGAAAAUGUGAAUAUGAUUGUGUUGCAUAGAGGCACUACUCGCAUCGCGAUCGCACAUCGCACUGCUCAGGCUCAGGUUGCAGAUGGGUCGUUGGGUGACAUCUUCAUGAAUUGCGUGUGAAGGUGAAGAGCAAGAAGCAAGCGCAAAGAGUCGUGAGCAGUCGAGGACGAGAAGAUUGUAUUUCUGUGAACACAUAGACCUGAAUUACCCACCAGAGGUUUUCUUCUACAGUUCCACACGGGCUCAUUGCAGCUGCAAAUCCAGCGCAUUAGAAAUGGACUUCUUCGUGGUGCACGGUUAUCGACUCAUCAAGCCCUUUUUGAGAGUGAAAAUCGUCCCGUUCUCAGUUGGCGUCACUUUAAUUGGAAGUGGACUGGCGAUAAUCUACUAUUUAAGGAAAGACGAUGUGGAUGAUGAGUGUGUGAGUGAUGUGCCAGUGCGGCCAUGCAAAAGAAAGAGGACUUUUACUGAAAUUCAAAUUGAUAAAGAUAGAAUUGGUCAUUUGAUCGGAAAGGGCGGCAUCAACAUCAAGGAAUUUCAGGACAAGUCUGCCACCAGGAUCACUUUCAAAGACGAAGUGCCCACAGAUAACUUUCGAGUGUGCGUGAUUCGUGGUUUGCCUUCAAAUGUUCAGAAAGCUGAGUUCAUGAUCAAAGAUUUCCUUGCCAAACACAAAAUGGAAACUCUUGAAUUUUUCAUUCCUCAGAACACGUGCGGUCUCAUCAUCGGAAAAGGUGGAAGCACCAUCCGCUUGCUGCAAAAAGAGUCUGGGGCCAAAAUCUUGGUGGACAGCUCGGACUUUGAAGUCAAAGGUCAAAAAGUGACGAUCAAAGGCACCUCUGAAGAAAUUAAUAAAGCCAAAAACAUGAUCAAAUCAAAGAUCGAGGAGCAGUUCUCCCCGAGUGAGUUUUCGGGAAUUCAAAGAAGGCCCAAUUCCUCUGAUAUCUUUGAGUCCUUUGAAUCAUCGAACGUGGAAACCUUGGACUCUGGAAGCGAAGUUAUGCAGGUGCAUGUGUCAUCUAUGAGGAACCCAAGCUCUUUCUACAUUCAGAUUGCAGAUGAGAGAAGAUGCAAGCUGAAAAAAAUGGAGGAAGAGAUGCUCACAUUUUACGAAUCGGCAGAAAACCAGCAGCUGCACAAACUGGAGAGUGCAGGCGUUGGACGCUUAGUGGUGGCAAAGUACAGUGACGGCAAGUGGUACAGAGGAACCGUUGUCAAAAUCAAGUCGAGCUCAGACCUGCUGAAAGUGUUCUAUGUGGAUUACGGAGACAUUGAGUGGAAAAACUUGAGCAGCGUCCUUGCCUUGAAUCCAAAGUUCCAAGACCUGAAGCAUCAAGCCAUUCUGUGCUCGCUGGAUGGAAUAAGAAAAAUUGAGGAGAGUUGGCCAGAAGAAGCAACCGAUCUAUUCGAGUCGUUGACCUAUGACCCUGAGUGCAACAAGAAAUUGAUGGCAAGAGUAGAAGGCUUCUCUGCUUCAAACAACAAUGUGUACAUUCCAUCUGUUUCUCUGCGAUCCUUGGAAGAAGAGGGAAAUCUUUCUGUGACGGAAGAAUUGAUCGCAAAAGGGUUUGGCGAGGCCAUUACUUCGUCCAUUCCAAAUCUGGUUCCAGGUGGAGAUGAAGAUUGGUCCUAACUAAUUUUAUUUCAAAUGCUUUAAAAAAAACAGAUAAAACUAGACUGAAUAAUUGUCACCUUUAAAAACAUCAAGCUAGAGUUUCUAAACUGCUUUUCAUAAUAUAAAUUGUGAGUACUUUUAGUAGGGAUAAAUAUAUCCAUUAAAACUAUUAAGAUUAUAAGCUCUAUUAGAGUGCCUUCUCAGUAGUUGUAUUAAUAUAUUGUAGCUUUUGUUGAAUGUCCACCCUUUAGAUUGUAUGCUUUUGUAGUAGUUGAAAUAUGAAAUAUGGACAGAAGAA